AUGAACGCGAAGCGAGAGAGGUACGGCGACGAGGGAUCGUACGAAAAGGCGGCGUGGGGCGGCGACACGAUCGGCGUGAGCGACUUGGAAGACACGAUCAAGGAGUACCUGAUCGAUCACGGCAUCGAAAAGAACGUCACGAUCGAGUGGCACGACUCCCUCGCGACGCCGUCGAUGACGAUGAGCCUGGGGCGAAGGAAAGCGCACGGGGUGCUGCACAUGCCGUCGAAAGCGUCCACCGGAGGGUUUUUCCGAAGGGAGUGGAUCCAAGCGCUGUUAGACCACGAGAUUGGGACGCAUUUCGCGUGCGCGAUCAACGACGCGCACGCGUCCGAGUACGUCCGCGGGACGUUCAACACCGCGUCGCAUUGGGCGCUUCGAGGGCGAAACGUCACCCCGAGGGAGCACCUCGUCACCGAGGAAGGCCUCGCGACGUUGAACACGCACAUGUCCGCCAAGGUGAAGCUCCUGUGGGGCCCCGCGCUCGCGUACUGGACGCGGUGGAUGGGCACGCAGCUCGGGUUUUCGUCGUUGUUCGAGGCUUUGGAGCCGUACGUCCCGGAGCUGAGCCGUCGUUGGCAGCAGUGCUAUCGAUGUAAGCGAGGGUUAUCGGACACGUCCGAGAAGAAGUCGCUCGCGAAGGACCAGUGUUACCUCGAGGGCGCGUGGAGGCUGUUAGAGGGAAGGAAGCACUUGGAUUUCAAGCUCCUGCACAGCGGUCGGAUCGCGCUGGAGGAGUACCCGGACGCGAAGAGCGCUUGGUUGCGAUUCACGCACGCGUCCGUGUCCAAAGGCGUGUUUACCAUGACCCCGCACUUCCUGCGAGAGCCCGGGAAGUACGCCGCGCACUUGGAGGAGAUCGCGGUCGAGAACGGCGUCGAGGCGAAGGCGGACCCGCUCGCGCGCGUCAAGCGAAGCACGUACACGUAG
Micromonas pusilla CCMP1545 is the source of this 930-nucleotide messenger RNA. RefSeq lists its product as uncharacterized. The transcript has a single exon. NCBI's taxonomy places the organism in Eukaryota, Viridiplantae, Chlorophyta, Mamiellophyceae, Mamiellales, Mamiellaceae. The record is from RefSeq and is a predicted model, not a curated record. The coding region runs from base 1 to 930 and encodes 309 amino acids.